Molecule: messenger RNA, 1397 nt
Organism: Helianthus annuus (common sunflower)
Lineage: Eukaryota; Viridiplantae; Streptophyta; Magnoliopsida; Asterales; Asteraceae
Exons: 3
Coding region: 1-1287 (428 amino acids)
Source: RefSeq, a predicted model, not a curated record
AUGUCACUACUUCUAAGGGGUCAGGUCGUUUCACUUCUAGCGGCGCGAGCUCUGGUGGACACCGUUGGUGAUAUCUAUUAUAAAACUUAUAAUGAAGAAGAACGUGGUGAUGCUCCUCAUCAAGCCUCUUGGGGCUUAAAACAGAAAGAUACCUUCCACGAGUUCGGCCCUUGCCGCGAGUUGUUCUUGAACUCGUUUACUCCUGCAGAGGUCAAUCGGCAAAGGGCGAAGCCCCAUGAAUUGUUAUAUCGCACCUUUAUACUUGGAGAGGCCAACGCUCGUGCUGCCAAUCACCAGAUAGUUCGCGAAUGGCGAACAAUGGUUAGAGAGCGUGCCGACUGGGAGGGUUAUCGUGAGCGCAUGUUAAAACGCAUUGCUGAGUUUGAAAAGUCCAGGGCUGCUUUUGAUGAGGAGAUAGCCAAAUUUGAAGCCGAUAAGAAGGCCGAAGAAUGGGGCCGCGAGGGCCUGCAAAAGAAACUCCACAAUGUUGAGGAUGAACUGGCCAAGGAGAAGGCCGAGUUUAAACGUAUUUGCGCCCAAGACAACGAGCGCGCCUACGCGGCUCGACAGAAGAUUGUUGAUCUUGAGGCUAAAGUUGCUGAUUUGACAUCGAAGGUAGAGGAGGCGCAUGGAGAGAAGGCUGCCAAGCAGCAGAUGGAGGUUGAGCUAUCUGAGGCCAAGGUGCAGCUGUCUAGCAAGGACAGAGAUCUCCACGCUAAGGACGCUGAGAUUGCGGAGCUCAAACGUCGCUUGAACGAGCAAAUCGACAGAUGUGAGUCGUUGGAGAUCGACCUGGAGGCCGAGAGGGUUAAGGCUGCUACGCUUGUCUCGGAGGCUGAAUGGAUGCGCACUCGUGGAGUAGCGCUGGUUGCCAACUCCAUCUUAAAUGCUGGCGAGCUCGAUCACGCCGUUGCUGCUCUCACGGAUGCGGCGCGUGCGGUGGGUCAUCGAGGAGGUUACUUGGAAUGUGCCAGUCACGUUGAGCAGGUGCUAGGGCAAGAAUUUGAUGUAAGCCAUUGCUCGGUGACUGAACGUGCUGAUGCUGCGCUUGCACAUGCUGAAAACUCGUAUGACAACCUUACCUUGCCUAUCAUGGAUCUGGUUGUGGAAUCUUUGAAAAAAGACGACUGGUGCCAGCGUCUUAAAGCAGUCCUCGACCCACCAGUUACCGUCGAACUAUCCGAUGAAGAACCAGCUGGUGAUGACGGUGGAGAUGGUGAUGAUGAUGGCAACGAUGACGAUGGUGAGGAUGACGGAGAUGAUGAUGGUGAUCGACGCGAUGAAUAGAAUAGGUUGUUGAAUAGGUUGUUGAUAGGCGUUUGUGCCUUGUAACUGUCUUUUGCAACUUGAUUGUAAAUGCUGCGCAGUUGCGCAAGUUUAUUAUAUGAAUCGUUUUC